AAUUAUCAAUUGCACCACAUCGAAUUCAACAAAAACAAGCCUAAACCCGAAGGCAAGAUACAUUCCAGUCCUUCCCUCAAGAGAGAAGACUCUCUAUUUCUCUGCUUCUCUCUCUCUCUCUCUCUCUCCUGAUUUCAGAACUGAAGUCAAUUCGCCGCUCAUACUUCUGUUCUUCGACUACUCGCCACCAUCAAAAACUGCCAUCGGAUCAUUCUAUAGAUUUUGAAACCCUAGCCCCAACCUGAACUGCUCGAGGACGAGGAGAAGAGAGUCUUCCUCCCUUUCGCCAUGGUGAGAUCGAGAGAUCGAUCCCAGCUGUUUCUUCUCCUCCUCUCCGCCAUGAUUUUCGCCUCUAUGGCUAUAGAGGACGAUGUGAAGUGCCUUACUGGCGUCAAGAAUUCGCUCAGUGAUCCUCAAGGAAAGCUCAGUUCUUGGAUUUUUUCCAAUAACUCGGUCGGUUUCCUUUGCAAGUUCGUCGGCGUCUCGUGCUGGAACGAGAGGGAGAAUCGUCUCAUCCGACUCGACCUCCCUACAAUGAAUCUCGCCGGGCAGAUCCCCGAUUCUUUGCAGUACUGUCAGAGCCUCCAGGGUCUCGAUCUCUCCGGUAACAAACUUUCUGGUCAGAUCCCUUCUCAAAUUUGCACCUGGAUGCCCUACCUCGUUACCCUAGAUCUCUCCAACAACGACUUCUCUGGUCCGAUCCCUCCUGAGCUCGUCGAUUGCAAGUUUCUCAAUAGUCUUAAUCUUGCCAACAAUCGUCUCUCCGGUUCAAUCCCUUAUGAGCUCUCCCGUCUUACUCGUCUCAAGAAGUUCUCGGUUGCUAAUAACCGUCUCUCCGGUACGAUUCCCUCCUUCUUUUCCGAUUUCGAUGCCGUUGGCUUCGACGGCAACAACGGGCUCUGCGGUAGGCCUCUUGGGUCCAACUGUGGUGGUUUGAGCAAGAAAAAUCUCAUCAUUAUCAUUGCUGCUGGCAUUUUUGGUGCCACUGUCUCUUUGCUGCUGGGUUUCGCACUUUGGUGGUGGUGCUUUGUUAGGUCAAGUCGUCGCCUUCGCAGGAGGAAGUAUGGGACUGGAAAAUAUGAAGAUAGCAGUUGGGUGGAGCGCUUGAGGGCUCACAAGUUUGCUCAGGUUUCGUUGUUCCAGAAACCCCUUGUGAAGGUCAAGUUGGCGGAUUUAAUGGCAGCUACCAAUAAUUUUGAUCCAGAAAACAUUAUCAUCUCCACAAGAACUGGUAUUUCCUAUAAGGCAGUUCUGUCGGAUGGGUCGGCCCUUGCCAUUAAGCGUCUCAACACUUGUAAGCUCACUGAGAAGCAAUUCCGCUCUGAGAUGAACAGAUUAGGGCAGCUUAGGCACCCGAAUUUGGUACCCCUUCUGGGUUUCUGCGUAGUAGAAGAUGAGAGACUUUUAGUUUAUAAACACAUGCCUAACGGAACUCUGUAUUCUCUGUUGCACGGUUCUGCCAUUACAAACACUGAGCACAAUUCGUUGGAUUGGCGAACGAGGCUUAAGAUUGGCAAGGGUGUGGCGAGGGGCCUCGCUUGGCUUCAUCACGGCUGCCAACCCCCUUUCCUGCACCAGAACAUAAGUUCCAAUGUAAUUCUCCUUGACGAAGACUUCGAUGCUCGGAUUACUGAUUUCGGACUCGCAAGGCUCAUGAGUUCUGCUGAUUCUAACGAUAGUUCUUUCGUCCAUGGGGAUUUCGGAGAGUUUGGUUAUGUGGCUCCCGAGUACUCGAGCACCAUGGUUGCCUCACUGAAAGGAGACGUUUAUGGGUUGGGCAUAGUGCUUCUGGAGUUGGUGACUGGACAAAAGCCACUUGAAGUAAGUAAAGCUGAGGAAGGGUUCAAGGGCAAUCUUGUAGAUUGGGUCAAUCUGCUUAUAGGUUCUGGUCGAAUCAAGGAUGCCAUUGACAGGUCUCUCUUUGGAAGGGGCUACGACGAUGAAAUUCUGCAGUUUCUGAGGGUUGCAUGUGGUUGUGUGGUUUCUAGGCCCAAGGACAGAUCUUCUAUGUACCAGGUUUACCAGUCCUUGAAGAACAUUGGUGAAGGCCCGGAUAGUUCAGAACAGUUUGAUGAAUUUCCACUUAUCUAUGGUAAACAAGAUCCAGACCAUCAGGAUUAACUUUGAGGGUGAAUCUAUGAGAUGCUUGGAAAAGAAUUUCAGGUUUUGAAGAUUUGCAGUCUUACAGCAUCAAAGCAUCAUCUUAUUACUAGGUUGUGCAGCCUUAUUGAGUAAAUGGUAUGAUUUUCAAUUCACUAGGCUUUUCCUGUUACCAUCCCCAUUUGUUGGAUUAAGUUGUAUAAUACAAGAAAUUCCGUGGACUGUAUCUUUCCCAUCCCUGGAGAACCCCUUUCUCUCAUUCUAGCAAAGGAACUUAUUAAGGACUUUGAUGAUUGAAAAAUGUACCUGCUAGAAUUUUUAGAGAUCCAUGUUGGAGAUUAUUCCAGGAAUUUUUAUGCAUUUCCAUGUUGAUAUAUUUUUUUUCUUUUGCUUAAGGGAAGCUUAUUUAUCAUGCAACAUAAUCUCGAUUUAACGUGAUUAUC
Molecule: messenger RNA, 2543 nt
Organism: Nelumbo nucifera (sacred lotus)
Lineage: Eukaryota; Viridiplantae; Streptophyta; Magnoliopsida; Proteales; Nelumbonaceae
Product: putative inactive receptor kinase At1g27190
Biological process (GO): protein phosphorylation
Molecular function (GO): protein binding; protein kinase activity; ATP binding
Source: RefSeq, a predicted model, not a curated record